CCCACAAGAAAAUGUUUGUAAGGUGGAGGAGGAUGGGGUUUUCAGUGACCAGCACCUGGAUAACCUGGAGAGGAGCUGCAGCCCGGACCAGGAGGAACCAGGGCAUCCACAGACUACAGAACUGGAGGAAGACUCCAGCAGUCAGGAGAUGAAGCACGAGGACGUAGAGGUGGAUGUUCCAUUGGUCAAUGUCGCUGAUGUGAAAGUUGAAAAUGGUGAACCAGGACCAAACUGUGGCAAGCUGCUGUUGCACACUUCUCCUGAAGCUCAAAACAAAGAUGAGGAAGGGACUGAAAGUUUACGCUCAGACUCCAGUAAAACUGCAGAUCCGGAGCCAAUGAGACGACACGGUGACCACGAAGAUGCUGCUUUCCCGUCAGACAGCAACUGUAAAUCAAAGCUGAUCAGGACCCACACGAGGAAGAAGGUGUUUUCUUGCAGAACUUGCAGGAAAGAGUUUAGUAAACGUAGUAUUUUAAUGGAUCACAAGAAGAUCCACACUGGCGAAAGGCCGUACCUGUGCAACACCUGCAACAACGCCUUUACUUAUUUAUCACAUCUUAAACGCCACAUAACCACACACACAGGCGAGAAGCCCUACAUCUGCAAAACAUGUGGAAAAGGUUUCACGCAACGUUCCAACCUGGUGAUUCACUCGAGGACCCACACUGGCGAAAGGCCGUACCCGUGCAACACCUGCAGCAAAACCUUUACUAAAUUAUCAGAUCUUAAACGCCACAUAACCACGCACACGAGCGAGAAGCCCUACAUCUGCAAAACAUGUGGAAAGAAUUACAGGCAAGUUUCCCACCUGGUGGUUCACUCGAGGAGCCACACGGGCGAGAAGCCCUACAUCUGCAAAACAUGUGGAAAGAGUUACACGCAAAAUUGCAACCUGGUGAUUCACUCGAGGAUCCACACCGGUGAAAGGCCGUACCUGUGCAACACCUGCAGCAGAACCUUUACGAGAUUAUCAGAUCUUAAAAGCCACAUAACCACGCACACGGGCGAGAAGCCAUAUUUGUGCAAGACGUGCAACAAAGGUUUUAGCCGCAGAAUUGGUUUGCUGAGUCACAUGAAAAAUCACCCGGAGGAGAAGUCUGGUGACUCGUGACAAAUGAAGCUCAUGUUGUCGUCCUCCGGGGGCAGGUGUCCACUCCUGUCUGACCCACAGAAGAAGAACCCGCAGAAGUCCAACCACCACCUCCUGUGGCUGAUGAGCCUAAUCCCCUCCCCACAAGGGUUGCAGGUUCAACCCGGAUUUAUGCUUCUC
Molecule: messenger RNA, 1273 nt
Organism: Cololabis saira (Pacific saury)
Lineage: Eukaryota; Metazoa; Chordata; Actinopteri; Beloniformes; Belonidae
Product: zinc finger protein 239-like
Exons: 1
Coding region: 149-1114 (321 amino acids)
Biological process (GO): negative regulation of transcription by RNA polymerase II; regulation of cytokine production; regulation of immune system process
Source: RefSeq, a predicted model, not a curated record